Molecule: messenger RNA, 720 nt
Organism: Paraglomus brasilianum
Lineage: Eukaryota; Fungi; Glomeromycota; Glomeromycetes; Paraglomerales; Paraglomeraceae
Source: the annotation of a GenBank genome assembly
AUGGGUGCGGCAGCUGGGGGAAUUAAAGAAAGAAUAUUGAAUUAUAGCGAAAGUGUUCGCCAAGAAUUUACUAUUGAUGAAUUCCAACACAAAUUUAUGAGAAGUGGGUAUACCCCAAUCAAAAUAGUUUUAGAACAUGACAAAGAAGUAAUUAAUCGUUAUUGGGCUAACAAAACUAUUAAAAAAGGAGGAGAAACUAAUACUUAUUUCAAUGUGGCUGAUUUUGGAGCCUAUUUUGAAGAAAAGGGAAGCAAAAUUGAGAGUUUAGGAAGUAAUUCUAGUGGUAAUGACGAUACUUUGGAAAUUGAGGGUGGAGGAGAGGAAAUUUUGGAUACUUUCGACCCAAGCAAAGCGAUAGCGGGAUAUACUACCUAUUUUCGAGUGCCGAAUGCCGACUUGUUUAAAGCGAUGUGUGUAGAUCAAUUUUCAAGCCAUCACAACGGACCAGCACCAAAAGGGGAUAUGAACGAAAUUGGAAACACAAAAUUUUCCGAUGGAAAAAUGCAGAAAGGAGGAGAUCUUUAUACUUAUUUUGAUAUUCCUAAUGGAGGAGGACUUGCCCCUGAAGCUAGUGAACCAAAUAUGGAACCUGAAAUUAAUCCUCCUGAGGCUAUUCCUGAACCAACCGAAGCACUUAUUGACGGCACUGAACUUCAAGAUGAAGAUAAUCCAGAAGACACUCCUGAAGGCGAGGAUGAAAUAGGGGAUGCUGAAGAUUGA